Alternaria alternata is the source of this 2015-nucleotide messenger RNA. RefSeq names its product RNA-binding domain-containing protein. Lineage: Eukaryota; Fungi; Ascomycota; Dothideomycetes; Pleosporales; Pleosporaceae. The transcript has 4 exons. Bases 43 to 1524 code for a protein of 493 amino acids. Gene Ontology annotation, molecular function: RNA binding. The record is from RefSeq and is a predicted model, not a curated record.
UCUUCUUGGCCAGCUCAAGCUGGGGGCGAACAGGACUCGCACAUGGACCAGUCCGGCUACAAUGCUGGGGGUGACCAGUCGUACGACAAUGCGCCCGUAGAUGAUGACAACUAUGGCCCAAUCAACGUGAAAGAAGAUGGCAAGAUGUUCAUCGGCGGACUGAACUGGGAGACUACAGAAGACUCCCUCAAGGGCUACUUCUCGCAGUUCGGUGAAGUUAGUGAAUGUACCGUCAUGCGUGAUGCUGCUACUGGACGUUCUCGAGGAUUCGGCUUCCUCACGUUCAAGGACCCCAAGUGCGUCAACAUUGUCAUGGUCAAGGAGCAUUACCUUGAUGGCAAGAUUAUCGAUCCGAAGCGUGCGAUUCCUCGUGAAGAGCAGGAAAGAACGAGUAAGAUCUUUGUCGGUGGCGUCAGCCAAGAAGCCACUGAGGAAGACUUUACAAACUUCUUCAAGCAGUUUGGUCGCGUCGUCGAUGCCACACUUAUGAUGGACAAGGAGACUGGCCGACCCCGAGGUUUCGGCUUCGUUACUUUCGAUGGUGAUGCAGCCGUAGACGCUACUCUACGCGGUCCCCUACAAAUUCUCGGCAAGCAGAUUGAAGUCAAGCGUGCUCAACCUCGUGGUAACAUGCGUGAUGAUGAUGGAGGCGACGGCAACAAGAAGUUCGGCCGCGGGAACAAGUUCAACAAAUUCAACGACAACGGUAACGGUGGCCAAGGUGGCGGCAACAAUUAUGACAAUAACGGUGGAAACAUGCAAGGCCAAGGUGGCAACAGCGCCAUGUCCCCUGCCAUGAUGGCUCAGUACUGGCAGCGAAUGCAACAGUACUUCCAGUCCAUGCAGCAAACCCUCGCUCAGCAACAAGCCGGUGGUGGUAUGCCCGGUAACCCCAUGGCUGCCAUGGGUGGUAUGAACCCGAUGCAAAUGCAGCAGAUGCAACAGCAGAUGAUGAACCAAGGUAUGAACCGCGGCAAUGGCUCUCCGAACCCCCAGAUGAUGGGUGGUCCAGGUGGAAUGAACCCAAUGCAGAUGCAGCAAAUGCAACAGAUGCAGAUGGCACAGAUGCAAGGUGGUGGAGGCCCAGGAGGUCAAGGUGGUCCGGGUAUGAUGAAUCCUCAAGGUGGCCAGAGUGCCGGUGGUCCACGCCCAGCUUACACCGCUCAAGAUCAACUCGCUUUCGAACAGCAAAAAUACGAACAACAGCAGGCACGCCGCCAGCAGCAACUCUCCGGCCCCGCCGGCUUCGGUAACGCUCAGGGAGGACCUCAGAGCUGGGAUGGUAUGUACGACGACGCGCCCCAGCCAAACAUCCCCUCUGGUCCUGGAGGCGGUCGCGGCGGCUUUAGGAACAACCGUUCUCGCCAGGGCUCUAGCCAACCCCCUGCUGGUGGUGGUCAAGCCCCCAUCAACGCCCCCACUGGCCCUAAGAACGCUGGUGUCCGAGGCGCGAACUACCGUGGUGGAGGUCACCGUGGUGGUGGUGGUUUCAGGCACCAGCCCUAUGGUGGUCGUGGCGGUUAGAUGUGGAUCUAAGGGUUUGCUAGAGAGAGUGCCCAGAAAAGAGUUGGAAUUAUACUAAACAACCGGCUUGCUCAUCUUAGGCUGAGCUAGGUUUGUACUUGGCGGAAUAAUCGAAGGUGUGAUAUGCAUGGCCAAGAUCGUGUUUAGGCACUUGCUCUUUUUUCCCUGUUUCGGUUUGAGAUGGAGGAGAAAGCACAUGAUUUUCGGACUUACAGCAUGAAUAGGAUGGAGCUUUAAUUCUUUAUGUAUACUAGCAUUCUUCAAAAAGUCCAUUCCGGCGUUUUGGACCUUUUGAACCUUGUCAUCUCCUUGAUAAUUAUAGAGUGUGACGACCGCAUGCAAUCACCUUCUGUGAGACAAACAUGGUCCCUAUAUGUGGAAAUGGUCUGAUAGUUCUAGAAAAAGGUUGUUCUGAAUGCCCUGGUGACAGAGCGGGACUUUUAUACCUGGACCCUGAUCACGAAAGAAGCUAGCCAGAGAUGGCAAUGCAG